AUGGAAAUAGAAGAAGAAUAAAAGUAAAGCCAAGAAAUAUAAACCAAUGAUAAAAAUGAAGAAUAAGCAAAAAUUAUUGCCAAAUAAAAAAAAAAGCUAAAGAAACAAAAAAAGGAAUAAAUGGCUUUGUAAUAAUUUAGUUAUAGAAAUUUGAUGGUUAAAGAUUUAAGCUAUGAGAAGAAAAUAUUUUUAUAUACAGAUUUAGUAGUUGAUUUGAAUUUAUUCACAAAUGAUUAAUUUGGUCGAUCAGAUAAAUUUGAUGCGAUAAGCUGUUGGAGACCUCCAGUUAAAAUAGAAUAAGAAAAUAAUAUAAUUCAUAUUAGUUUAGAUACUUCAGUGGAUGGAUUAGUAAAUUUUGAUUAAAUAUCUGAUAUUCUAAAUAGCAUUCCUAACUAGGAUGCUCAUGAAAUAAGCAAAUAUAUCUAGCAAUAUAAUUUCUUUCUAUAGAAAUAUUUUGAAAAAAAUAGGGAUUUACAAUAUAUAUUUAACCUUAUCUGUCAAGAUAAGCACAAUAAUUACACUUUAUAGGAUUACUUUGAAGAGAUUAUAUAAAAGUAAAUGAUUAAAUCUAAAGAUUUUGUCAAUUCUUGCUAUAAGCAAAACAAAUACAUUUCAUACAUGAUAAAAACUAGAAAGAGAAAUAAUAAGGUGAUAACAAAAUAUGGGUAUUCAUUAGAUUUGCUUUAACUGUUAGGCAUAAAUAAAGAUAAUAUGUUUAGGAUCCUUUAUUAAAAUGGUCCUCUACAGUAUUUUUCAAGCUAAGAUAAAAUAAAAAGGAUGAAGGAAAGCUUAUUCCAAAGAAUAAACCAACUAGAAGCUUUUCAUCAAGAUAAAGAGGAAAAAAAAUUAUUAGAUUAAACAAUAAUUACUUUUGAUGAUUUGUAAUUCAAGUGUGAUAUUACCAUGAUAAAAGAUAACAUGUCAAAACAUGAAAACUUUUAUGUGCAGCAAGUUUUUAUGAUAUAGGUAGCCUUAUAUGAUAUAAGCGAAGAGGUAGUCCAGUAAAUAUAAAAUAUUCGUCAAUUAAACCCAAAUAAAUAAUAAUUAUAAGACGAGCUCAAAGAAUUGUAUUAGGGUUUAGAAUACGAAACUCAAUCAGAAAUAUUUAUGUCAAAAUUUUAUAAUAUUUGA
Messenger RNA from Tetrahymena thermophila SB210, 1131 nucleotides. RefSeq lists its product as hypothetical. The transcript has a single exon. NCBI's taxonomy places the organism in Eukaryota, Ciliophora, Oligohymenophorea, Hymenostomatida, Tetrahymenidae. The record is from RefSeq and is a predicted model, not a curated record.